Messenger RNA from Talaromyces atroroseus, 1263 nucleotides. Its product is annotated as Endochitinase B1. The transcript has 6 exons. Bases 1 to 1263 code for a protein of 420 amino acids. Gene Ontology annotation, molecular function: chitinase activity; chitin binding. NCBI's taxonomy places the organism in Eukaryota, Fungi, Ascomycota, Eurotiomycetes, Eurotiales, Trichocomaceae. Gene Ontology annotation, biological process: chitin catabolic process; carbohydrate metabolic process. Gene Ontology annotation, cellular component: extracellular region. The record is from RefSeq and is a predicted model, not a curated record.
AUGCAUUUUUUCACGCCCUCUGUUCUAUUAGGCCUUGCCGUUUCCUUGGCAAGUGCUACUGUCGCUCCUUCGGCUUCUUCUUCUGCUGUGGAAAAGCGAGAUGGUACCUAUCGAUCUGUGUCCUACUUUGUGGACUGGCCACAAAACUUGACUGACACGCUGCCCUCUGUCACGCACGUGCUGUAUUCUUUUGCCAAUUUCAAAGCAGACACCGGCGAGGUCUUCCUUGCUGAUUCGUAUGCCGAUCUCGAGAAGCACUAUCCAGAUGACUCCUGGAGCGAAAGCGGCAACAAUGCAUACGGCUGCGUCAAGCAGUUCUAUCUCUUGAAAAAGGCGAACCGCAAUCUGAAAGUGUUGCUUUCUAUUGGCGGAUGGACGUAUUCGCCUAAUUUCCCUACUGCUCUUGCCACUGAAGCGAAUCGCGCUACAUUUGUGAAUACGUCGAUUGGCUUCGUCAAAGAUCUUGGGUUCGAUGGUCUUGACAUUGACUACGAGUAUCCAAGCAACAGCACAGAAGCGGAUAAUUACGUGGCUUUACUCAAAGCGCUCCGUGAGGGAUUGGACGACUAUGCUGCUCAGCACACCCCUGGCUAUCACUACCUUCUCAGUGCAGCUGUGCCAGCAGGGCCGUCCAACUACGAGAAGUUGCACAUCUCGGAUAUGAACGAGUACCUAGACAUGUGGAAUCUCAUGGCGUACGACUACAGCGGCUCUUGGGACACCAUCGCCGGUAUGAAUGCUAAUUUGUACAACUCGACUGAUUACCCCAACUCGACGCCCUUCAACACCGAGCAGGCCGUCAAUUACUACCUCGACAACGGCGCUACUGCCAGCAAGAUCAACCUAGGCAUUCCACUCUACGGACGCUCUUUUACCAACACAGAUGGACCCGGCACCAAUUUCUCUGGCGUUGGCAGUGGUUCAUGGGAAGAUGGCGUCUGGGACUAUAAAGCGCUUCCCCAGGCCGGCGCGACAAUAUAUUAUGACAACACGUCCGUCGCGUCAUGGACUUACGACAGCUCGCAGAAACUCAUGAUCAGCUACGACACGCCUAGCAUUGUCCAGAUCAAGGGCGACUACAUCAAGUCUAAGGGGCUUGGUGGGGGGAUGUACUGGGACAGCAGCAGCGAUAAGUCCGGAUCGGAGAGUCUGGUCAACACGCUUGUGGAAAGACUAGGCGGCACCGGUGCGUUAGAGCAGGUCGACAAUGAGCUCAGCUACCCUGCGUCUGUAUACGACAACAUUAAGAAUGGCAUGGAGUGA